This is a messenger RNA of Anolis carolinensis (green anole), 6188 nucleotides long. It is a transcript of the gene scube3, whose product is annotated as signal peptide, CUB domain and EGF like domain containing 3. The record is from RefSeq and is a predicted model, not a curated record. Gene Ontology annotation, biological process: signal transduction. Gene Ontology annotation, cellular component: cell surface. Lineage: Eukaryota; Metazoa; Chordata; Lepidosauria; Squamata; Anolidae. Bases 627 to 3629 code for a protein of 1000 amino acids. Gene Ontology annotation, molecular function: calcium ion binding. The transcript is spliced from 23 exons.
AGGGUCUGCUCCUGGCUCUGGCUCUGGCUGCGCCUCUCUCUGCGGCGGGGCCCUGGCAGCAUUGAUCCAUUGAUUUGCCCGCGGGUCUCUGGCUCGCCUGACCUCCUGGCUCCCGGGGAAGCCGUCUCCAUGGCGACUAGCCCGGCUCCCCCGGCGGCAGACUGUAAAUUCCUGCAGCCAGAGCCGAGCGGCAGAGUCCGGGCGAGGGCGGUGGGAGGGAGGGGAGAAGAAGGAGGAGAAGGAGGCAACUAGGAGGAAGGAAAGAAAGAAAGGAAGAAAGGAAGAGAGGGAGGGAGAGAAAGGGCGUUGCUUGGGUGGACCCUUCCCAGGUCCCCAGCACGAGACCAAACUGGGACGGGCUGGGGUUGCUGCUUGGCCAAAGGGAGCCGCGGGAGGGAGGGAGGGAGGGAAGGAUCAAGGCCACUCGGAGGAGCCCAGGGUCUCCCUCUUGCGUCUUGAGGAGCAGCCGAACAAAAGCCGCACCAACAAACCCGAACCUGAAUCCUCUCCUCCAGGAGCGCACGCGGAGCGGACCUCUCUCUCUGUCUCUCUGUCUCUUGUGCGCCUUCGGAAGAGUUUGCUCCCCUGAGCCUCCGAGGAGACAGACCUUCCGCUCGAGCCUGGGAAUGGGGACCUUGGAGGUGGCGGGGUGGUGCCUGCUCUCCUUUCUCUUCUGCUCCGGAGGCACCAUGGCGAAAGCCAGUCAAGAUAUUGAUGAAUGUGUUGAUGGGACUGACAACUGCCACAUUGACGCCAUCUGCCAGAAUACUCCCAAAUCAUACAAAUGCAUCUGCAAAUCUGGUUACACUGGGGAUGGGAAGCACUGCAAAGAUGUUGAUGAAUGUGAGCGUGAUGAUAAUGCUGGCUGUGUCCAUGAAUGUGUCAACAUCCCAGGGAAUUAUCGAUGUACCUGCUAUGAUGGCUUCCGCCUGGCACAUGAUGGCCACAACUGCCUUGAUGUGGAUGAGUGUGCAGAAGGGAACGGUGGCUGCCAGCAGACCUGUGUCAACAUGAUGGGAAGCUACGAGUGCCACUGCCGGGAUGGCUUUUUCUUAAGUGACAACCAGCACACCUGUAUCCAGCGCCCAGAAGAAGGAAUGAACUGCAUGAACAAGAACCAUGGUUGUGCUCACAUCUGCCGGGAGACCCCAAAAGGUGGCAUUGCCUGUGAAUGCCGACCUGGCUUUGAGCUCACAAAGAAUCAACGUGAUUGCAAACUGACCUGCAACUAUGGUAAUGGAGGAUGCCAGCACACUUGUGAUGAUACAGACCAAGGGCCAAAGUGUGGUUGCCAUGUGAAGUUUGUACUACACUCUGAUGGGAAGACAUGCAUAGGGGAAAGGCACCUCCAGCAGCACGUUACCCCCCAGACGUUUUCUAAUGAGACCUGUGCCGUCAACAAUGGAGGCUGUGACAGCAAGUGUCAUGACGCUGCCACUGGUGUGCAUUGCAGCUGCCCCAUGGGAUUCAUGCUUCAGCCUGACAGAAAAACAUGCAAAGAUAUUGAUGAAUGUAGAUUGAACAAUGGCGGCUGUGACCACAUCUGCAGGAACACAGUGGGCAGUUUUGAAUGCAGUUGUAAGAAGGGAUAUAAGCUGUUGAUCAAUGAAAGGACCUGUCAAGAUAUCGAUGAAUGCUCCUUUGACAGAACCUGUGACCACAUCUGUGUAAACACACCAGGGAGCUUCCAGUGCCUGUGUCACAAAGGCUACACGCUGUACGGACUCACCCACUGCGGAGAUAUUGAUGAAUGUAGCAUCAACCGAGGAGGCUGCAAGUUUGGCUGUAUAAACACUCCUGGCAGUUAUGAGUGUACAUGUCCUGCUGGGUGCAAACUCCAUUGGAAUAAAAAAGAUUGUAUAGAGAUGGUGAUAUGCUUGGCCAGUGCAAUACCACCACGAGCCACAUUGUCCUGCAACAAGAAUGGAAAGAGGGAUAGCUGCUCUCUCACCUGUGCCUCCAAGGCUCGCUUUCUUCCGGAGUCUGACAACAGCUAUACAGUUAGCUGUGGGACCCCAAUCUGGCGGCAGGGACCUCCACCCAGGUCCAGUAAUGGCAGCUAUCCCUGUGUUGAGACUGUCACUACUCCAAUCAAACAAAAGGCUUCCUUCAAAAUCAAGGAUGCUAAGUGCCAUUUGCAUCCGCGCAUGAAAGGCAAGCAGGAGGAGAUGGUCAGGAAUGCUGCUCUAGGUGGGCCAGCUUCUUGCUCCGAUUGCCAGGUGACUUUUGUGAACCUAAAGUGUGACUCAUCAAAGAAAGGCAAAGGGCGCAGGGCUCGAAACUCUCCCAACAAGGAGGUGACACGCAUUACAUUGGAGUUUGAAGCUGAAAUCAAACCUGAAGAGAUCACAGCCAGCUGCAAUCUGAAUUGUGUGAGGCAGAAGGUGGAGAAAAAACUGAAAUCAGCCAUCAAAGCCCUGAAGAAAUCCAUAAACCAGGAACGGUUCCUGAUCCGCUUUUCAGGAAUGGAAUACGAGGUGGCACGAAAGCUGAGCAUGACUCCUGAAAGGCAGGAGAACUGUGGUCCAGGGCAACAGAGACUGGGACCCAAGUGUGUUAGCUGCCUGCAAGGAACAUAUUACCAUGGCCAGAUGGAGCAGUGCGUCCCUUGUCCUCCAGGGACCUACCAGGAGAAAGAAGGCCAGCUCUCUUGUGAUCUUUGCCCGGGAAGUGAUGCUUAUGGGCCAGCUGGAGCAACAAAUAUAAGCACCUGUGCAGGUCAGUGUCCCCCUGGCCAGUACUCUGUGGAUGGUUUCAAACCCUGCCAGCCAUGUCCACGUGGGACCUACCAGCCUGAAGCUGGCCGAGCCUUGUGUUUCCAUUGCGGUGGAGGAUUGAAUACCAGGCAUGAUGGAGCCUUUUCCUUCCAAGACUGUGAUACAAAAGUUCAAUGUUCCCCGGGCCAUUAUUAUAACACCACUGUCCAUCGCUGCAUCCGCUGUGCUAUAGGCACCUACCAGCCAGACUUUCGUCAGAACUACUGCAUCACAUGUCCUGGAAAUACCACCACAGAUUUUGAUGGCUCAACCUCUGUGUCACAAUGCAAAAACCGUCAGUGUGGAGGGGAGCUGGGCGAGUACACUGGUUAUAUUGAGUCUCCAAAUUACCCUGGAAACUAUCCUGCAAAUGUGGAAUGCACUUGGAAUAUCAAUCCUCCUCCAAAGCGCAAGAUCCUUAUUGUGGUGCCUGAAAUUUUCCUGCCAUCUGAGGAUGAAUGUGGGGAUGUCCUAGUUAUGCGGAAAAACUCCUCUCCUUCCUCAAUCACAACCUACGAGACGUGCCAAACCUAUGAAAGGCCCAUAGCCUUCACUGCCAGGUCCCGAAAGCUGUGGAUCAACUUUAAAACUAGCGAAGCCAACAGUGCUAGAGGUUUCCAGAUUCCAUAUGUUACUUAUGAUGAAGAUUAUGAACAGCUGGUGGAGGACAUUGUUCGAGAUGGCAGGUUAUAUGCUUCUGAAAACCACCAAGAAAUCCUCAAGGACAAGAAGCUGAUCAAAGCAUUCUUUGAUGUGCUGGCUCACCCACAGAAUUACUUCAAAUACACAGAGAAACACAAGGAGAUGCUGCCACGCUCCUUCAUCAAACUCCUCCGCUCCAAAGUUUCCAGCUUUCUGAGACCUUACAAAUAGCCCCUUGGCAUUUGCACCAGCCUUCUAGGCCCCUCGACAGCCAAGAAAACUUAUUUUCUAACACUUAUUCUUGUUUUUCCAGUGACUUUUUCUACAAAUACACUCCUGAUCCUGUCUGUCAAUAUGCAGAAGUCUCUAACCAUUGGUCUUUCCUUGGCUUUUCUUCAGCCCCAAUUCACUGUUCACAUUAUCCACCGAAGGAGCAACUACCAGCCACGAGGAACUUAAUCCCAUCCCGUGUGCUUUCCCUACUGGAAUCUCAGCCGAUGGGGAUCACACGUCCUAGUAAGUGAGGCUCUCUCACAGGUGGCCUUUACUGGGACCUGUCACUCCAGGCAUAUCUCAACCUUCUCCCAUAUACACAAAAAAUGUGCAGCCCUUUGAGCUGCAGGACAGUUAUCAAAGAGGCUGUCGAGGCACCUCUCUGUAUGACUGUUUCUAGAAAGCAGAAACAUCCCUGACAUCAUGACAUGCCUCCGUUUCUGGGACACAGGUGAAAUGAGGGACUUUGAGAAGCUGCUAAGCGAUGGAGGUGGUCCAGCUGAACUCUCUUGUGAAGAACUGAGGACAAAGGAUGUCCAGAAUGCAGAAGGUUAUGCCUUAUUUAAGACUGUUGUGCUUUUAAAGAAGAAGAAAUACAUCAAGCACAGUCUUGCAGAGAGGAUAUAAAUAUAUAUAAAAUUUUGGCAAGAUCGUUCAGAAGGAAAAAGAGAGAGAGAUGGCAAGUAUGAAAGAAAAUGGCCCAUGUUUGUGUGACGGCAAGUUUAGUGACUACAAGGCCAUCAUUUCAUGGUGGAGUCUGACUUUUGUGUUUGAAGAAAGCAUGGCCUAGCCACGUUCUCUUACGGAAUGAUGUCUGGAAAAGGGGGAAGAAAAACUUGGUGAAAAGCAAGACUGUCCAAUGUGAUUUUUCCCCCAUGGACACUUGUGACAUGAGUUCAGACUUCUUGCAAUCUCUGCCAAAGAGUAACUCGGUGAUGACAAAAGAGUAAGCAGUGUGAAGGGCAGGAGUGAGUGAAUGUUUGUGCACUAGGAUAUUCUCCUUUCUACCUUUUUCAUAUUAUUAAGUGCAAUCAUUUUGAGUUGUCUUUAUAUUAUUUAGAGGGAUUUUUUUCUACUAGAAACUGCAAUAUUUAUACCUGCCUGAGAAAAGAGAAUGUGUGUGAGUGAGCGCGCAUGUGUUAUAAUGAAACAGCAAAGAAUACAGACAAGGAGUUGGUGAAAUGAUGACUAAAUGUGACUUAAGUUUUCAGCUCUUGAAAUCUUUUGAUUUCUUCAACCACAGUAACUAAAUCCCAGUUUAAACCCUAAAGAGCAAACUCAAUCAUCCUGUUAACUAGUCAAGGUUCAGGACAUAAGCUGACUGGAAAUGAUGUUUUGGUCACAAGUAGCUUUCAAGAAUUGGUCAAGAAUCUGUUCUCAUAUCAAACCAUCCCAUCAUGCUGAACAAAUUUUCUUGAUAGAGAUAGGGAAGUUUUGAUAGUAUUCAGAUUUGAGGUCCCUUUUUGAAUGUUUCAGGAGUCUCUGAUUUCUAAAAUAAGAGAUCUUGAGGCUCCGGUACCUUGGGAAAUCCACCCAAAGGUUAUUUUUCUUAAACCCUGAUUGUCAGUGAAGAGGGAAAGGUUUUAUGCACCUUCUCCAAGGCAAACUCAUCUUUGCAUGUUCUGUGGUGGACACCCACGAAUGAAUAGGGCUUUGAAGUCCUUGCUAAUGUUAGCCCUGAACAACAUGUCUUUGUAUCAGUUUAAGAUUUCCAUGUAGGAUCUUACCUGUCAGUCGCUUUAUCCUUUCAAGUGCAAAUACUAGUGGGGAAUUUCAAACUUACACUGGUGUAAUUGAUGCCUUUUCUGAGCCAUGACCUGAAACUAGGAAUCCAAAUUGUCACCAGACCCUCUUGGACAGGAUAAUCUCCAUUUGCUGACACUGGUGCUUUUCUUCAUUAAUAUUAUUAGCUUGCUAUUUCUCCCAUCUAAACCUUGAUCCAUAGUAUAACUAAAGAUACUGGAAUUGUUUCAGUAAUAAAGUAGAAUUGUUUCCAAAGUAAAUAAAAUGCAGCAGACUUCACCAUAAUAGCUAAUACAACAUUUGGCAACAAUCUCAUCAGAUGGAGAUUUCCCUCUUCAAUAUGUAUUUAUUAUAGGAUUUGAGAGAUACCUAUCUUUAUUGAGAGGACAAUAAAAAGGCAGAAGGUCAAACAGAAGCCAACCUUGAAAAUAAAAUGCAAGUUGAAUUUGGCUCUAAAAUUCUCCCAAAAUUCUGGCUAGAUCUCUUGUUCUCAUUCUGUCAUAAUCAGAUGUGGAAAUUCCAAAAGGUUUAAAAAGCUGAAAAUACUUUCUGAACAUAGGAAAUAUAACAAUGUUUAAACAGCAAAGCCAAAAUAUUUAUAACUGCAUUGGGAGGUGUACCACAGUCCAUUAUCUCCUGCCAAAAAAAAAUGAUGAAAAAGGUGUAGUCCAUAACGUUAUUUGCACUUGUUAAAAGAAAUUGUAUCUGAACUUGUAAAAAGAAAAGUUUGCAUUUUGUAUUGUCUUUUUUAAUUAUUAAAUGGAAUUUCUUGGU